AUGGUACCAGAAACUUUUGAAAAACUUCUUUCUUGGGUUUCUCCUUACAUACAGAAAAAAGCAACAAAAAUGCGUGAGCCCAUUUCACCCAGUGAAAGAUUAGCAGUUACUUUGAGGUACCUAGUCACGGGAGAUGAACAAACCAGUAUAGCAGCUAGUUAUCGCAUAAGCCCUUCGACCGUAGGAAGGAUUAUUGGUGAAACGUGUCAAGUUCUUUGGCAUGUUUUGAUCGAAAACGGCUACUUAAGUGCACCAAAAACUAAAGAACAAUGGAAGAAAAUUGCUAGAGAAUUUGAGAGUAAAUGGAACUUUCCACAUGCACUUGGUGCCAUCGAUGGGAAACACGUAGUAAUGCAGGCACCUGCUCGUUCUGGAUCUGAUUAUUUUAAUUAUAAGAAGACACAUAGUAUUGUGCUUUUAGCAGUCUGUAAUGCAGACUACGAAUUUACUCUCGUGGACAUUGGUGAUGCAGGUAGACAGAGUGACGGUAGUGUGUACGCUAAUAGCUAUCUUGGCAUGCCAUAG
Molecule: messenger RNA, 525 nt
Organism: Dendronephthya gigantea
Lineage: Eukaryota; Metazoa; Cnidaria; Anthozoa; Malacalcyonacea; Nephtheidae
Exons: 1
Coding region: 1-525 (174 amino acids)
Source: RefSeq, a predicted model, not a curated record